Sphaeramia orbicularis (orbiculate cardinalfish) is the source of this 1274-nucleotide messenger RNA. It is a transcript of the gene ubald2, whose product is annotated as UBA-like domain containing 2. The transcript is spliced from 3 exons. The record is from RefSeq and is a predicted model, not a curated record. NCBI's taxonomy places the organism in Eukaryota, Metazoa, Chordata, Actinopteri, Kurtiformes, Apogonidae. The coding region runs from base 155 to 673 and encodes 172 amino acids. Gene Ontology annotation, molecular function: protein binding.
UGCUGCUGAGCUGCGGAGACACGGACGGACGGACGGACGGACGGAGGAGCGACCGGGGACAGGACCAGUCCGGUAGUUCGGGUUCAGAGGAGUCCCAUCCAGCGGCGGGUUGAGGUUUCGUCCGGUUGUCGGUGUGUUGGGUCUGACCGCGGCCAUGUCGGUGAAUAUGGACGAACUCCGGCACCAAGUCAUGAUCAACCAGUUUGUUUUGACGGCGGGCUGCGCCGCGGACCAGGCGAAGCAGCUCCUCCAGGCGGCCCACUGGCAGUUCGAGACUGCGCUCAGCUCCUUCUUCCAGGAGGCCAACAUCCCCAGUCACCACCACCACCAGAUGAUGUGCACGCCCAGAAACACCCCGGCCACGCCCCCCAACUUCCCCGACGCCAUCACCAUGUUCUCCAAGCUGCGGGCAUCCGACUGCAGCAGUGGAGGCCCCGCCCAGGCGUCCAUGGCGUGUUCCCCGCCGCCCAGCGCGUCAGGAUUCGGCUCCUUCUGGGCAUCGUCGCCGCCUGGCAGCCACCAGGCGGGGGCGUGGCUUCCCCCAGCGUCGCCCACCGGCGCCCACAUGCACCACUACCACCACAUCCAGCAGACGCCCAUGUGGCCCCCUGGGGCCCCGCCCAGCGGCUCCCAGCAGCCACCCGUGGUCUCGGCGCUCCACGGCCAGAGAUGAGGCACGGAGGCGCCGUGCGUGGCCGACUGAUGCAUCAUGGGAGGGUUCUGGGGGGAAGGGGUUUAUUAACACAGAGGAAAAGACAAGGACGGUGCUUCCUCUGAACUGAAGACGAGCAGAUUCUAGUCGUCAUCGGACGCCGAGGAAGAACCAUGUGACUAAAAACACUGAGGAGGCGGAGACUCUGAACCCGGAUUUGGGAGAAAAACACAGAGACUUUUUUUCAUUCUCCGUUUAUCGAUGCAACCUCGGCCUCAGAGAACGCCAACGUAGGAGGAGCCAUGUGACCUGGGUGGAGCUAAAACCAGCAGGACAAUGGCCGCCACCGGGUGGACACGCCCACUAAACACCUCUGGAGUGUGAUUUCUACGGCGUCGUCAUGUUCUGAACAGCGACUGUGUUUGAUUGGAUUCACUCGAUCUGUCGUCUCCUUUAGUGUUUGUUCAAUUCAUUUAACACUUAAAGGCCCAGUUCACUACAUUUAUCUUCAUUUAUUCAAAUAUUAUCCUCUAGAUUUUAGAUUUUUUUCAGUGUAAAUCAGGUAUUUUCUAUAUUUAAUUCACUGAUCAUAUAGAUAUUCUUUAAAACUCUGAGUAAAUUA